AGCUGAUUGCAUUAACGGAUCAGAUUUAACCUGCAGUCAGUUCUUCAAUAUAGAGUUAAGUCUCACACACUUACACAUACACACACACACUCUCACACAGAGUUUAUGCUGUUCCCGGGCAAACGUCAGUGUCACAGGAGUUAGCGGCUAACUGCUGAAGCUAACAGCAGUUUCUGAGAGAAACGAUUGCGGACGAUAUAUUUUUUUUUAAAAACACGAAAUGUCUUCAGACGAAGACAGGGCCAAGGAGAUUCUGAAAGGCUUCAAAUUAAACUGGAUGAACCUUCGAGAUGCAGAGACGGGCAAAGUUCUGUGGCAGGGAACUGAAGACCUCUCUGUACCUGGAGUGGAACAUGAAGCUCGCGUCCCUAAAAAGAUCCUGAAGUGUAAAGCAGUCUCCAGAGAACUGAACUUCUCCUCCUCGGAGAAACUGGAGAAAUUCAGACUGGAGCAGAAGGUUUUCUUCAAAGGACAGUGUCUAGAAGAAUGGUUCUUCGAGUUUGGCUUUGUCAUCCCCAACUCCACCAACACGUGGCAGUCUCUGAUAGAAGCAGCUCCAGAGUCACAGAUGAUGCCGGCCAAUGUUCUAACUGGUAAUGUGAUCAUUGAGACCAAGUUCUACGAUGACGACCUCCACGUCAGCACCUCCAGGGUACGACUCUUCUACGUCUGACCCCUGACGCUACAGCUCCACCUUCCGAAAAAUGCUGACGUCCUGCCAAGGUCUCUGAAUUACCAAGGUUAACUGAAAUUUGCAGCAGUAAUCAGUUCAUAGCUGACUCGGUGAAACCCGGCUGUGGUCCCUCAGUCAGUGACGUGAGCUUUGUGUUUUUGGUUGUUCUCAUGUUUUUGUGUUGACCUGAAAACUUCUUCUAGACCUUGGGAGGAGAGGGACGAGGAGGAGGAGGAGGAAGAGAGAGAGAGAGGACUCUGUUGUUUCAACCCCCCACCCUCCCAUCCCGACUUCCAGAUCAUCCCUCUCUGCAUGACACCAUCCCCAAACU
Molecule: messenger RNA, 1004 nt
Organism: Solea senegalensis (Senegalese sole)
Lineage: Eukaryota; Metazoa; Chordata; Actinopteri; Pleuronectiformes; Soleidae
Gene: pde6d
Product: phosphodiesterase 6D, cGMP-specific, rod, delta
Exons: 5
Coding region: 221-673 (150 amino acids)
Biological process (GO): sensory perception of light stimulus
Cellular component (GO): cytoplasm
Source: RefSeq, a predicted model, not a curated record